Molecule: messenger RNA, 1630 nt
Organism: Ostrea edulis (European flat oyster)
Lineage: Eukaryota; Metazoa; Mollusca; Bivalvia; Ostreida; Ostreidae
Product: mitogen-activated protein kinase 15-like
Exons: 10
Coding region: 221-1495 (424 amino acids)
Biological process (GO): intracellular signal transduction; protein phosphorylation
Cellular component (GO): nucleus; cytoplasm
Molecular function (GO): MAP kinase activity; ATP binding
Source: RefSeq, a predicted model, not a curated record
UUCUUUAAUUAUUGAUUUUAUAAUCUCUAAUACUCAUGUCUCAAUAUAAAAUGAUUUUAUAAUGAAAAUAUUCCUUUUUACGUGUUGAAAUUUAUUACGACCUGAGUAAUUAAUUAACUGUGCUGGCGAACUCUACUUUUGUGCGCAAUGAUUCCUCAAGGUGAUUUACUUCCAAUAAUGGUGGCCAACUAGUCGAUGGUAGCCCUUCUAGAAAAUAGCCAUGAGUUCAGAAAUAGAGCCCCAUAUUACGAAAAAGUACGAAAUCAAGAAACGAUUAGGAAAGGGGGCCUAUGGAAUUGUUUGGAAGGCGGUAGACAGAAGAACAGGAGAAGUGGUCGCUGUGAAGAAAAUUUUUGAUGCCUUCAGAAAUCAAACAGAUGCACAGCGGACAUUCCGGGAGAUUAUGUUUCUUCAAGAGUUUGGAGACCAUAAUAACAUCAUUAAGUUACACAAUGUGAUCAAGGCAGAAAAUGACAAAGAUAUCUACCUCGUCUUUGAAUUUAUGGAGACAGAUCUUCACAAUGUCAUCAAAAGAGGAAGCAUUCUGAAAGAUGUUCACAAACGUUACAUUAUGUAUCAGUUGUUCAAGGCUACUAAAUACCUUCACUCAGGCAACGUCAUACACAGAGACCAAAAGCCCUCCAAUAUUUUACUGGACAGUGAAUGUGUCGUUAAAGUCUGUGACUUCGGACUUGCCCGUUCUCUGACCCAGAUUGGGGUGGAUGCUGAGACGGGAGACCCCAAUCUGACAGAAUAUGUGGCCACCAGGUGGUACAGGGCUCCAGAGAUAUUACUGGCCUCUCACAGGUAUACUAAGGGUGUGGAUAUGUGGUCCUUGGGUUGUAUCCUGGGGGAGAUGUUGGGAGGAAAACCCCUGUUUCCAGGGUCAUCAACCUUGAACCAGAUAGAGAAAAUAAUGAGCACAAUUCCUACACCAACUAAGGAAGACAUUGAAAGCAUCAAGUCAGCGUAUGGGGCUUCUAUAUUGGAAAAAGCAACACUAAAGUCUAAGAAAACAUUAGAAGAACUUCUACCAGAUGCACCACGAGACGGAAUAGACUUGCUGAAGCGGCUGCUGUUAUUUAAUCCGGACCGGAGAAUCACUGCUGAUGAGGCUCUAAGACAUCCGUACAUCUCCAGAUUCCACAAUUCUGCUGAGGAGAUUUCCCUGAAUUACGAUGUUGUUCCACCACUGAGUGAUGAUGUUCAGCUAACAGUGGAAGAGUACCGAAACAAGUUAUAUGAGAUGAUAAUUCAAAAGAAACAGGAGAGGAGAAGGAGGCGACAUGAGAUCAGAAGUGCACAACAGCUGAGAGAGUCUAGUCCGGAUGAGAAUCCGGCGCCCAGUGAACCGUAUCAGAAGGAGAACACCAUGCCAGCCAAACUCUCAUCAGCGUCUGCCAAGUACAACAAACCGGUGGCAGAGGUGCACCCCCACUCAGCACCCAACCACCAGUCCUCCUUUUCAUCAGGUCAGAUUUUCUCUCAAAUUUAGGCAAACUGUUACCAUUUUAAUAGUCAGACUGAGCACUAUUUAGUUGAAGUUUAAGUUCCACUUAUAGUUGCAUACUACAGUAUUUUCUUAUAUGUGAAUGUUGGUUUAAUCAAUUUCAAAUCAACAAGAGUGAUA